Molecule: messenger RNA, 615 nt
Organism: Dermacentor andersoni
Lineage: Eukaryota; Metazoa; Arthropoda; Arachnida; Ixodida; Ixodidae
Gene: Spase12
Product: Signal peptidase complex subunit Spase12
Biological process (GO): protein targeting to ER
Cellular component (GO): signal peptidase complex; membrane
Source: RefSeq, a predicted model, not a curated record
UCGUAGCAGCUUGCCCGCCAGGCGAAAAGAAGCUGUAUGCUUACGUGUUCCUUGUGGCUGUUUCUGAACCCGUGUUGAAACUGUUUAAACUACCUUCCUGCUUGUGGUACUCCCACUACAAACGUACGUACAGUCAUGAUUGACAUACCGUUCCUGACGCCACUGUUGGACCGGAUUCCUACAUACAUGGAUUUCGAGGGACAGAAGGUAGCGGAGAAAAUAUUUCAAGUGGUCAUAGUUGCCUUUGCGGCGGCUGGACUUGUCUGGGGAUACAUUGUGCAGCAGUUCUCCUACACUGUCAUCAGCCUCGGAAUUGGUUUUGUCAUUUCUUGCCUGCUCACGCUACCUCCCUGGCCAGUGUACCGCAAGAAUCCCAUUCCAUGGCAGAAGCCACGGGAUGAAGCCGGGUCUUCUUCAAGCAAGUCCAGCAAGAAAAAGAAAUGAUCAACCACAAACGAGCCUUUAAUAAUCUUUAUCGCUUCUCUCUCUUUUUUUCUUCAUUAAGACUAUUUCAUAUUUUGAGCGAAUCUGGAGCUGUGGUGGGUGUACCUUUUCAAUAAAUUAUCCACAGUCUGCCUUCAAUUCAGGGCAUGAAUAAGAAGGCAGUGCUUGGCA